This is a messenger RNA of Armigeres subalbatus, 1767 nucleotides long. RefSeq lists its product as uncharacterized. The record is from RefSeq and is a predicted model, not a curated record. Bases 172 to 1767 code for a protein of 531 amino acids. The transcript is spliced from 4 exons. Lineage: Eukaryota; Metazoa; Arthropoda; Insecta; Diptera; Culicidae.
AAUAAAGCAUAGAGGUUGCUAGACCCCGUGCUAAAACUAUCAAAAUCCAUUUGAUUUUUACUGGGGUUGUUCGAAAUGUCAAAUUUGUACGAUGAAAACAAAGUGUCUGUCAGUCAGUCAGCUCUCAAAUCAGCUGUUCUUAUUUCCUGAUCGUGAAUAAAUUCAAUUGACAUGUAUUCGACUGAUGCGAAGCAGCGGUAUGCGGAUAAAAUACAACUAUGUGGCUCGAUUGAUCCCUACAGUCUUACCGUAUCCCCCACGGAGGUGCCGAUAAAUGUCAGCUACGCAGAUAUUUACCACUUCAUGGUGGUCGAGACAAACCCGUUCACCGGUUACCCAAAAGAUUGCCGGAAAGGUAUGGAAGCAAACUUAUGGUUCCAACAAGGUUGGGUCAAGUACGUCGGAGGAAAACAAGUGCAUAAUGUGUUUGUGGUCCACGGAAGAGUUUUGCACUCAUUCAAUUUAAGGAAAACACCUCUCAAACCUUGGAUAAUUGUCGAUCGAAGUGGAAAAAUACUAUCAGCGCACUGCAACUGUACAAUUGGUUUGCUGGAAACUUGUUCGCAUGUUGGCGCAACGUUAUUUGCGCUCGAAGAUAUUCGUCGAAAAAUAGCUGAAAAAAAGAUCUCGGUAACAGAUCUUCCUGCAUAUUGGAACAAGCCACCACGAGUCCCCGAACAAAAUCUGUACAAAAAGAUAAAAGACAUAUCAUUUGGAAGAAAAGUUAGGCGAUUCUGGGGAGAUGUACCACCCACAAAUGAUGCCAAAUACACUGAUUUUUUCAACUCCAUUCAAAAUGAAGGACUACAGGUAUCAGCUAUGACUUCGUUCUGUGGCUCGUCGAACUUUCAAUGUAUGACAUGCAAAGAAAACCUUCAAAUUGAGGUAGAUUUUGAAGAGUAUUUUCUUGACAAACUGUUCGAUGCAUCCCACCGGUCCUUAAAGAUAGAAGAAAAAAUGAGCCUUGCUGAUUUAACAUCGAUCUCAAUGAAGUGUGAACCAGAAAAACUAAACCGUAUUGAACAGAUUACCGUUUCUCAAAAUGAUUGUUCAAGCUGGAAAAAAUUUCGAAUUGGUCGUAUCACAGCUUCUGUCUUGAAGGAUGUAUUACGCACAAAUGUCAAUAAACCAUCAAUUUCUUUAAUCAAGCGAAUUUGCUACGACUAUUACAAUAACUUUCAAACUGUUUCAACACGAUAUGGAAUACUUAACGAAGCAAAGGCAUACGAUAAAUUAUUUCAAAGUGUAGCUCACCUCCAUAUCAAUGCUAGGAAGGUACAGAGUGGUUUCAUCAUUUCAUCUGAAAACCCUUGCCUCGGAGCCUCACCGGACGGCAUCAUCUAUUGCGAUUGUCAUGGAAAGAUUGCAGUAGAAAUCAAGUGCCCUUAUGUUGUUAGAAAUGAAACAGCGGAUAAUGUUGUUGAAACUUUGUUGAAAAUGCGCGAUGCAUUUUUGCUGCGAAACGAUAGGAAUGAAAUUUUACUCAACAUAAAUCAUAAAUACUACUACCAAGCAUUAAUGCAAGUGCACAUUGCGAACGCCAACUUCGGAUAUUUUUAUAUUUGGUCUCAAUCAAACCAUAUUAUUUUCGAGAUAAAACGACACGAUGCUUUGUGGGAAUCGUGUCGUCAGAAAGCAGUUAUGUUCUUCAACCAAGUUAUUCUUUUUGAAUUAUUGUAUAAGACUUAUUACGGAACCAUUGUAAUUUGGCAUUCCAUUAUUCCAACGUUGCAGAGUGGUAAUCGGGAUCUGAUCGGACAACAUUAG